ACAUCUGACUUAUUUUUUUUGUCAAGAUUGAGAAUUUUUUACCAAUAAAUUAAAUCAUAAUAAUGUUUGCCAACAGACAUGUUUUUAAAGUAGAGUUGUGAACUGUAGACACUGGCGUGAAAUCAGAAGUAUUGAUUAACUAAUUUUGGGCAGAAGCAAGACAAAAUUAAUUACCUUUGUUAACGAUGACCAAUGUUGACGAAAUAAUAAUCGAUCUUCCCCCUCUAAGUUUCGAAAAAUGUCCAGAGAGCGAUGACGAACGCAAUAAACGACUGGCAAUUGAAAAAUUAAUAGCUGACAGCCCGGAAAACCACAUACCAAUCGAGGAACUGCGCAAACUGGCGUUGAGUGAUUUGGGCUUGGUAAACGAUGACCUCAGACGCAUUUUGUGGCCACAGUUGGCCGGAGUGGAUGUCACCAGCUUGGAGCGUGCUCCAACCCUCGAUGAGUUGCAAACUCACCCGGAAUACAAUCAAGUUGUGCUUGAUGUAAAUCGUUCCCUGAAACGCUUUCCUCCAGGCAUUCCCUAUGAACAGCGCAUUGCAUUGCAGGAUCAACUGACUGUUCUCAUACUGCGCGUUAUUAAAAAGUAUCCAAAUUUGCGCUAUUAUCAAGGGUAUCACGAUGUGGCAGUAACAUUUCUCUUGGUCGCUGGCGAAGAGGUUGCCUAUGCCAUCAUGGAGGAGCUGUCCACAACGCAUUUUUCCGAGUGCAUGCAGGAAACAAUGGAGGCAACCCAAAGGCGUCUCAUGUUCAUUUGGCCAGUGGUCUUAUAUGAACAGCCCGAACUGUUUCAGUUCCUGCAACGCUCAUCGGUGGGCACAUUAUUUGCCCUGCCCUGGUAUUUAACCUGGUUCGGACACAGCUUGAACUCAUACAAAGCCGUUGUGCGAUUGUAUGAUUACUUCCUAGCCUCCCCAAUAUAUUCACCAAUUUUUGUGACUGCUGCAAUUCUGUUGUUUAGAUCACAAGCAAUAUUGAGCGAGGACUGUGAUAUGGCAUCGGUGCAUUGUCUCUUAUCAAAGCUACCAGAUGAUUUGCCGUUUGAGGAUUUGUUGAAAACGUCGAGUAAAUUAUACGAAAAAUACAGUUUGACUGUAAUCGAGAAAAAGGUUGAGGAACUUAUAAAAUUGGAGAAAGAGCAACGACUGCUGGAAGAGAGACACCGAUUGCGUCCACGUUCAGCGUCUUCUAAGCCAAACUAUAAAUUAAGUAAAUGGUUUUUGAAUAUCUUGACCCCAAAAUCGCUUAUGAUGACAACCGCUGUUUCGAUUGUGGUAGGCAUUUGUGCAUAUUACUACAAGAAUCAGUAUUUAGCUGCGGGUAUUAGCUGAGUCAUUGGCUAUUUCCAUCCAACGCUAUACUAUGUAUUCCGCUCUAUACCAAAACAGCCGAAAACCGUCGGUUGUAUGGUCGAAAUUUGCCUUUAUUAAUUCGUUCACCUACUCUUAAAACAUGCAUGUGAAAAUUAACAUACCCAAAAGGAACUAUGUACAUUAUGGAAAGGUUUUUGGGUUAAAUGUUUAAAGCCGUGUGCUGAUUGUAAAAAUGAAUGUAGUUUUGAAUAAAUUCAGAGGUUAAUACA
Messenger RNA from Drosophila innubila, 1585 nucleotides. RefSeq names its product TBC1 domain family member 20. The transcript is spliced from 4 exons. Gene Ontology annotation, biological process: endoplasmic reticulum to Golgi vesicle-mediated transport; positive regulation of GTPase activity. The record is from RefSeq and is a predicted model, not a curated record. Gene Ontology annotation, cellular component: endoplasmic reticulum membrane. The coding region runs from base 186 to 1334 and encodes 382 amino acids. Gene Ontology annotation, molecular function: GTPase activator activity. Lineage: Eukaryota; Metazoa; Arthropoda; Insecta; Diptera; Drosophilidae.